Messenger RNA from Carya illinoinensis, 855 nucleotides. Its product is annotated as transcription termination factor MTERF6, chloroplastic/mitochondrial-like. The transcript is spliced from 2 exons. The coding region runs from base 1 to 855 and encodes 284 amino acids. Gene Ontology annotation, biological process: regulation of DNA-templated transcription; chloroplast organization. Gene Ontology annotation, cellular component: chloroplast. The record is from RefSeq and is a predicted model, not a curated record. Lineage: Eukaryota; Viridiplantae; Streptophyta; Magnoliopsida; Fagales; Juglandaceae. Gene Ontology annotation, molecular function: double-stranded DNA binding.
AUGCUUCAUCUUCUCAAAGAGAAUGGGUUGACCACCAGCCAAAUCUCCCAACUUGUCAGCAUACAACCAUCGUUGCUGUUGUCUGAUGCUAAGAAGACCCUGUUGCCCAAGAUUGAAUUUUUCCGUUCUAUUGGGUUUUCAUGCUCCGACCUCCCUAGGUUCCUCUCUUCAAACCCUCCUCUGUUGAGUAGGAGCUUAGAGAAACGUCUUAUCCCCUGUUUGGAUUUCCUCAAGAGCAUACUUCUUGAGGAUGAGAAAGUUGUUUCAAGUGUCAAGCGUGCACCGUGGGUUAUUCAAUUUGAUCCAAGAAAAAAUAUGAUUCCUAACAUCGAACUUUUGAGACAAGUGGGAGCGCCUCAAUCUGCUAUCGCUUUCUUGGUUACUAAUUUUCCCUCUUCAGUGCUCAAUAAGCAUACUAGGUUUGCUGAGCUUGUCCACGAGGUAAAGGAAAUGGGAUUUAAUCCCUCGAAAAUUGUUUUUGUUGAAGCAAUCCAUGCAUUUGCGAAGAUCACUAAAUCAAAGCUGGAAUCAAAAUUGGAGCUUUAUAAGAGGUGGGGUUGGUCGAAGGAGAUUGCCCUCCUAGCCUUUAAAAGAAAUCCUACAGUGAUAAAUUUCUGCUUGGAGAAGAGGAUUGUACCUAUAUGUUCACUUAUUCAGAUUUUGCUAGCCAAGGGAUUGGUUAAGAGUGAUUUGUCCUCUUCAACUUUCCUGCUACCUGGUGAGAGGUGCUUUCUGGAUAAGUUUGUGAUCAAAUUUCAAGAUAUUGUACCUGAACUGCGGAACGUGUAUCUGGCUAAGAUGCAUCUUUCUGGACUUGGGAAUGCAGUUGAAGAAGGUAUCUGGAAUUUUAAAUAG